GGUUUCCUAAGCUCUGCUUGCUGUUACAAAUAUCUCAUGGACUGUGGAAACCACUGGAACUUCAAUGAAUAUUUGAGGCUCACAAACAAUGAGGUCCACGUGAACCCAAUCUGGUCAGAGGAGACACUGAAGACAAUGAGUGACUUUAUUAAACACUCCUCAAAAAGAGUCAACAUGAUACUGGCCUGUGAUGGUUACUGUGAGAUACGUGAAAGAUGUGUUCACUUCUUGUCAGACUGUCUGGGUUGGACGUCCUCUAUACGUUUUUCUACAGGAUUUAAUGAGAAAUCAUUCAUAACCAUGAUGGAGUUGUGUCAAAAGUAUGAUGGAAUUACAGGAGGCUGCAAUCUGUAUAAAUUUGUAGGACUCUUUGGACCCCUGCCAAAUAAAAUGGACUUCAAAGACACAUCUUGGAUUAGUCAGGUGGACUUCAGAUUUUUACAGAAGUAUCUUAAUAAGGAUGUAACACAAUGGUACACGUACAGUGACAGUUUGUCAGCCCUGGAUCAGUUCAUUAUCAGAACCCUCUUCAACAUUUCAAGGUGUUUAAUGUCUCCUUCAAGAAAAACUCGAGUGUCACUCUCUGUGUGGUGGAUUAAGUCAGUAAGACCCUUGUUGAUAGACACGGCCACAUUUAGAUCAGCAGCACCGCGGUGGUACCAAAGGCUCUACGGGGUCCACCUCAGUGUCGACUUGUAA
This is a messenger RNA of Polypterus senegalus (gray bichir), 699 nucleotides long. RefSeq lists its product as uncharacterized. Bases 37 to 699 code for a protein of 220 amino acids. Lineage: Eukaryota; Metazoa; Chordata; Cladistia; Polypteriformes; Polypteridae. The transcript has 3 exons. The record is from RefSeq and is a predicted model, not a curated record.